Messenger RNA from Piliocolobus tephrosceles (Ugandan red Colobus), 3142 nucleotides. It is a transcript of the gene SRRT, whose product is annotated as serrate, RNA effector molecule. The transcript has 20 exons. Gene Ontology annotation, biological process: mRNA processing; primary miRNA processing. NCBI's taxonomy places the organism in Eukaryota, Metazoa, Chordata, Mammalia, Primates, Cercopithecidae. Gene Ontology annotation, cellular component: nuclear body. The coding region runs from base 396 to 3026 and encodes 876 amino acids. The record is from RefSeq and is a predicted model, not a curated record. Gene Ontology annotation, molecular function: nucleic acid binding.
CCCAGCCGAGUUCCCGUAGUUCCUAAAACUCGAGCCGUUCUCGUCUCGAAAAAUCGCGCGAGACUUGCGAGAACCCAGCCCCUUCCCGUCACGCCCUGCUUUCCCCGCCCAUCGCUCUCGGUUCGUUAGUUCCAGUUCGGGCCGCGAGGGGGGAGCUUUGUGCCUCGGAGGCGUGGGUGACGCAGGCGCAGCGCGGGCCGCGCUCGCUACCGCCCAUCUUUGGUUGUCCCACUUUUGUUCCCCUCUCUUCGGCCCUGUAACCAAGAGCUCCGUCUUCGUCUCGCUCUCCUCGUCAUCCUCGUCGGGCGCCCGCGGCCCAGGUCGCCCUGAAAUCCAGCCCGUCCGAGCGCGAGUCCAACGGCCGCGGCCGCUCCCAGGCCCCCUCAGACCGCGCCAUGGGUGACAGUGAUGACGAGUACGAUCGAAGGCGCAGAGACAAGUUCAGAAGAGAGCGCAGCGACUACGACCGUUCCCGCGAGAGAGAUGAAAGACGUCGAGGGGACGAUUGGAAUGACAGAGAGUGGGACCGUGGCCGUGAGCGCCGUAGUCGGGGUGAAUAUCGGGACUAUGACCGGAAUCGGCGAGAGCGCUUCUCGCCACCUCGCCAUGAACUCAGCCCGCCACAGAAGCGCAUGAGGCGAGACUGGGAUGAGCACAGCUCUGACCCAUACCACAGUGGCUAUGAGAUGCCGUAUGCUGGCGGGGGUGGAGGCCCAACUUAUGGCCCCCCUCAGCCCUGGGGCCACCCUGACGUCCACAUCAUGCAGCACCAUGUCCUGCCUAUCCAGGCCAGGCUGGGCAGCAUCGCAGAGAUCGACCUGGGUGUGCCGCCGCCUGUGAUGAAGACCUUCAAGGAGUUUCUCCUCUCCCUGGAUGACUCGGUGGAUGAGACAGAGGCCGUCAAGCGCUAUAAUGACUAUAAGCUGGAUUUCCGGAGGCAGCAGAUGCAGGAUUUCUUCCUGGCGCACAAAGAUGAGGAGUGGUUUCGGUCUAAGUACCACCCAGAUGAGGUGGGGAAGCGUCGGCAGGAGGCCCGGGGGGGCCUGCAAAACCGUCUGAGGGUCUUCCUGUCCCUCAUGGAGACUGGCUGGUUUGAUAACCUUCUCCUGGACAUAGACAAAGCUGAUGCCAUCGUCAAGAUGUUGGAUGCAGCUGUGAUUAAGAUGGAAGGAGGCACAGAGAAUGAUCUCCGCAUCCUGGAGCAGGAGGAGGAGGAGGAGCAGGCAGGAAAGCCUGGGGAGCCCGGCAAGAAAGAGGAAGGACGGGCUGGAGCAGGCCUUGGGGAUGGGGAGCGUAAAACAAAUGACAAGGACGAGAAGAAGGAAGACGGCAAGCAGUCCGAGAAUGACAGUUCUAAUGAUGACAAAACAAAGAAGUCGGAGGGUGAUGGGGACAAGGAAGAGAAGAAAGAAGACUCUGAGAAAGAAGCCAAAAAGAGUAGCAAGAAGCGGAACCGGAAGCACAGCGGGGACGACAGCUUUGAUGAGGGCAGUGUGUCGGAGUCCGAGUCAGAGUCAGAGAGCGGCCAGGCUGAGGAGGAGAAGGAGGAGGCUGAAGAAGCGCUCAAGGAGAAGGAGAAGCCCAAGGAAGAAGAAUGGGAGAAGCCCAAGGAUGCCGCUGGGCUGGAGUGCAAGCCGCGGCCGCUGCAUAAGACCUGCUCCCUCUUCAUGCGCAACAUUGCGCCCAACAUCUCCCGGGCUGAGAUCAUCUCCCUUUGUAAAAGGUACCCAGGCUUUAUGCGGGUGGCGCUCUCAGAGCCCCAGCCAGAGAGGAGGUUUUUCCGUCGUGGCUGGGUGACCUUCGACCGCAGUGUUAACAUUAAAGAGAUUUGUUGGAACCUGCAGAACAUCCGACUCCGGGAGUGUGAGCUGAGCCCUGGUGUGAACAGGGACCUGACCCGGCGCGUUCGCAAUAUCAAUGGCAUCACCCAGCACAAGCAGAUUGUGCGCAAUGACAUCAAGCUGGCGGCCAAGCUGAUCCACACGCUGGACGACAGGACCCAGCUUUGGGCCUCGGAACCAGGGACGCCUCCCCUGCCAACGAGCCUGCCCUCACAAAACCCGAUCUUGAAGAAUAUCACCGACUACCUGAUCGAGGAAGUGAGCGCCGAGGAGGAGGAGCUGCUGGGGAGCAGCGGGGGCGCCCCUCCUGAGGAGCCUCCUAAGGAAGGGAACCCGGCAGAGAUCAACGUGGAGCGGGAUGAGAAGUUGAUCAAGGUCUUGGACAAGCUCCUCCUUUACCUGCGCAUUGUGCAUUCCUUGGAUUAUUACAACACCUGUGAGUACCCCAACGAGGACGAGAUGCCCAAUCGCUGUGGCAUCAUCCACGUUCGGGGGCCCAUGCCACCCAACCGCAUCAGUCACGGGGAAGUGCUGGAGUGGCAGAAGACGUUUGAGGAGAAGCUCACGCCAUUGCUGAGUGUGCGAGAGUCGCUCUCAGAGGAAGAGGCCCAGAAGAUGGGGCGCAAAGACCCAGAGCAGGAAGUGGAGAAGUUCGUCACCUCCAACACGCAGGAACUGGGCAAGGAUAAGUGGCUGUGUCCUCUCAGUGGCAAGAAAUUCAAGGGUCCUGAGUUUGUGCGCAAACAUAUCUUCAACAAGCAUGCAGAGAAAAUUGAGGAAGUGAAAAAGGAGGUGGCGUUUUUUAACAACUUCCUCACUGAUGCCAAGCGCCCAGCUCUGCCUGAGAUCAAGCCAGCCCAACCACCUGGCCCUGCCCAGAUACUCCCCCCAGGUUUGACCCCGGGACUCCCCUACCCACACCAGACUCCCCAGGGCCUGAUGCCCUACGGUCAGCCCCGGCCCCCGAUCUUGGGCUACGGAGCUGGUGCUGUCCGCCCUGCAGUCCCCACAGGAGGCCCUCCAUACCCCCAUGCCCCAUACGGUGCUGGUCGAGGGAACUACGAUGCCUUCCGAGGCCAGGGAGGUUAUCCUGGGAAACCUCGCAACAGGAUGGUUCGUGGAGACCCAAGGGCCAUUGUGGAAUAUCGGGACCUGGAUGCCCCAGACGAUGUUGAUUUCUUUUGAGCCGUCCACCGUUCCUCACUCCUGCAUCAUCCAUAUUCGUGACUACCUUGUCCCAUCCAGCUCUGAGAAUUUUUUGUACGAUCAGCCUUACUGCCAAUAAAAGCACUUCCACAGGG